Eruca vesicaria subsp. sativa (arugula) is the source of this 615-nucleotide messenger RNA. Lineage: Eukaryota; Viridiplantae; Streptophyta; Magnoliopsida; Brassicales; Brassicaceae. The record is from the annotation of a GenBank genome assembly.
AUGGAAAAACUCAACAAAAUUUAUUCACUAUACCCAACACGCGGGCUAAAAUGUGACGGCUGUAAUCUUGGUGAAGACUACUACAGUGAUGGCUAUCGUUGCAUUCGUUAUGGACUCUUCUUUCACAAGGAGUGUGCUAAGUCUGAUCAAGAUGUCUGCAAUCUCUAUCAUCCACAACAUACGUUAAAAAUCAAGGCAAUUUCAAUAAUAGAAGAUGCCAAUGGUGAAUGCAAGCUUUGUAGAGGUAACUUGCCAAAAAUGUACUAUUAUUGUUCAAUAUGUGAUUUUGCAAUCGAUUUGGUAUGUGCAAGAAAAGUAGUUGUCUUAACGAUUGAUAUCCCAAGUACCCAUGAGCAUCGUUUAUCACUUGUUCCAAAAAUGAAUAUUUUUUCUUGUCAUAUAUGUAAAUUGUUUGAUGAUCAGUUCCCUUAUGCUUGCGACAUAUGUGGUCUGAGUUUUCACAAAGAUUGCGCUGAAUCUACACCAGAACUCAACUACUCUUGUCAUCCUAAACAUUCCCUCAAGCGUCUCACACGUGUUCCAAGUUACACCAAUGGAAAAUGUUGCUUGUGCAAAAUCAAGCUUCAUAUUGUGUUUUAUCAUUGUUCUAUCUGA